Messenger RNA from Helicoverpa zea (corn earworm), 743 nucleotides. RefSeq names its product histidine-rich glycoprotein-like. The record is from RefSeq and is a predicted model, not a curated record. NCBI's taxonomy places the organism in Eukaryota, Metazoa, Arthropoda, Insecta, Lepidoptera, Noctuidae. The coding region runs from base 1 to 693 and encodes 230 amino acids. The transcript is spliced from 4 exons. Gene Ontology annotation, cellular component: extracellular matrix.
AUGAUCUCAAAAAUUUUCUUUGCCCUGGCUGUAGCGGCGGUCUGUGCCCAAGACCAUCAUGGUCACGAACACGGCCACGCCUACUCUUCCCAAUCCAUCAUCAGACACGACAUCGCCCACGGACAUCAGGAAAGCUCCCACGGUCAUCACGAGAUCUCCCAAGGUCAUCACGAAAUCUCCCAAGGUCAUCACGGACUUUCCCAUGGCCAUCAUGAAAUUAUCCAGGGUCAUCACGAAAUUUCUCAAGGACACGGAAUAUCUCAAGGUUACCACGGAAUUUCUCAAGGUCAUCACGGUGGCGAACAUAUCAUUCAUCAGCAGCCCAUCCAGUAUGUUCCCAUAGCCGUGCACCAGGCUCCUAUCUCGGUACACCAUGAAGCCCCUGUGCACCAUGUUGAGUCUGCUCACCAUGAGAAGCAACAACACCAUGGGGAACACCAUGUUGAUUAUUAUGCCCACCCCAAAUACGAGUACGAAUACAAAAUCGAGGACCCCCAUACCGGUGACAACAAGUACCAACACGAGUCUCGUGACGGUGAAAACGUUAAGGGCGUGUACAGCCUCCACGAUUCUGACGGCUCCAUCCGCACCGUUGAGUACUCCGCCGACAAGCACAAUGGCUUCAACGCAGUGGUGAAGACUGAAACCAAACAUGGUCACGGUCACGGCCACGAACAGCAGUACCAUCAUUAAGAACAUACCGAAAGUACCUGAGAACAUGUUACCUUUUUAUAUUGUUUGCC